AGGGAUCCACCAUGGCUCACUUUUUGGAGGAGAAAAAAGAGAAGAAAUUGCAGCAUGUGCCAUUAAUAUUAACUCGUACAAAACCUGCUCCCAAAUAGGAAAGAAAAGAGAAGGAUUUUUCAUCGAAGAGAGAGAGAGAGAGAGAUGGGUUACAGUUCGUUGCUGAAGAGCCCCAAGAAAGAAGGAGAAGAAGAAGAACAAGAAGUUCCAAAUUCCAUUUGGGACGAUUUCAAAGCCUUUUUUGAGCUCAGCAAUGAGGAAAAGCUACCGCUCCAGCAGCAGGAGAAUUUUUCCAUCGUCAAUGGCGGUCCACUCAAUUGGGACUUGAUGGAUCAUCAUUCCAACCACCAGUUUUCCCUCUCUGAAACCAAAGCAAACCACGGCGGCCAUGGCUAUGGCAUCGAGGCGGAGGCGGAGGCGUUCAGCCGAGUCGUCCCAAAAGCUUGCUCCUUCGACGGCGAUGGCGUUAUGAAAAGCAAGAAGAAGGCUUCGUUGAACUUAAAUCUUAACUACGAAGAGGUUUCGGAAGCAUGGUCCGGCCGCGGAUCUCUCUGGGCCGGCGGCGGUUCUUCUCCUUCCAACCCAACCCACAACGUUUAUAUGGGAGAGGUUCCAAGAAUGGAGGAAGAAAGAACAAGAAGGGUGCUGAGGUACAGGGAGAAGCGGCUCACCAGAUUGUUCUCCAACAAGAUAAGAUACCAAGUUCGUAAGCUGAAUGCCCAGAAAAGGCCCAGAAUAAAGGGGCGUUUUGUGAAGACUGUUUAGCCACAAAGUUCAAAAUAUCUCACCCAAAAAAGAAAACUUUCCUGUGGCUUUCAUUGUCGUGGACCCUCCAGACCCCAACUUGCCAU
Cucurbita moschata (crookneck pumpkin) is the source of this 851-nucleotide messenger RNA. Its product is annotated as zinc finger protein CONSTANS-LIKE 6. Gene Ontology annotation, biological process: regulation of DNA-templated transcription. NCBI's taxonomy places the organism in Eukaryota, Viridiplantae, Streptophyta, Magnoliopsida, Cucurbitales, Cucurbitaceae. Bases 145 to 765 code for a protein of 206 amino acids. Gene Ontology annotation, molecular function: protein binding. The transcript has 4 exons. Gene Ontology annotation, cellular component: nucleus. The record is from RefSeq and is a predicted model, not a curated record.